ACAUUGGCUGGACACCGCAUUCAAGAGGUUACUAUGAUUUCGAAUGGAUGUCGAAUGCGGGGCUGCAUCCUUGUUUCAGAAGCCGGCUCCGUUGGCCUGUCGCUGAUUGUCUGGACGGCGUCCGGAAUUUUCACAGCAAUCGGUGCUUAUUGCUAUGCUGAACUUGGAACACUUAUUAAAAAGUCCGGAGGUGACUAUGCAUAUAUUAUGGAAGCAUUCGGUCCUUUCUUAGCAUUCAUUCGUUUAUGGAUUGAAGCGAUUGUUGUCAGGCCAUGUACUAUAACAAUUGUGGCGUUGACGUUUGCCAUAUAUAUUCUACGACCAUUUUAUCCUGAAUGUGAUCCACCAGAUUUGGUACCGGAGACGCUUGCAGUACUUCUAAUAGUGCUGAUGACUGCUAUCAACUGCAUGUCAGUGCGUGUUGCAACGUUCGUACAGGACUUCUUCACAAUAGCAAAGGUGCUAGCCUUAGUAUUGAUUAUCGGCACUGGAAUGGUACUGCUGAUGACAGAAUAUCGCGAAUCUUUCGACAAUAUUUUUGAAAACAACUCCAGAGACUUUUCUACCGUAUCCAUCGCAUUCUACUCUGGUCUUUUCGCAUAUUCUGGAUGGAAUUUUUUGAAUUUCAUCGUUGAAGAGCUGCAAAAUCCUAAAAGGAAUCUUCCAUUGGCAAUUGCAAUUUCGAUUUCAACAUGUACAAUCAUCUAUGUACUUACCAAUGUCGCCCUCUACACUGCCAUAUCACCAGAUGAAAUGCUUGAAAGUCCAGCAGUAGCAGUGUUAUUCGCCAACAAAUUAUUUGGUCCAUUCGCAUUCUGUAUGCCAUUGUUCGUCGCCUGCUCAACCAUCGGAUCAGCUAACGGUGUUAUUUUCACCUCAUCAAGGCUGUUCUACGUAGGAGCUCGAGAGGGUCAGAUGCCUCAAGUACUGACAAUGAUCAACAAGACCACUCGAACGCCCAUUCCAGCAGUGAUAGUGACUGGAGGUCUGGCUGUCGCCUAUCUGGUUCUGUCGAAGAACGUCUACUCACUGAUUAAUUACAUUCAAAUCACUUAUUGGUUGGCCAUCGCUGCUGCCAUGGCUGCAUUGUUCUGGUUACGGAAAACCAUGCCCGAUGCUGAGAGACCUAUUAAGGUCUCACUUAUAUGGCCAGCAAUAUUCUUAGCCGGUUGCGCUGCUUUGGUGGUAAUACCAAUUAUGGCUGCUCCAAAAGAUACCGCAAUCGGUUUGAUGAUUAUGUUGUCUGCUGUACCAGUUUACCUCGUCUUCAUCGCAUGGAAGAACAAGCCGAAAUUUGUCGACAAGUCGUUCACGGUUGCCAUACAGAAAUUGUUUAUGGUCGUCGACGACACCACUAAGGAGGACUAG
This is a messenger RNA of Haemonchus placei, 1368 nucleotides long. The record is from the annotation of a GenBank genome assembly. NCBI's taxonomy places the organism in Eukaryota, Metazoa, Nematoda, Chromadorea, Rhabditida, Trichostrongylidae.